UAUAGCUAGCAGUAGAAGCGGAUGAACAUUUUUUCGACCAAAUCAUCUUGGUUCCACGUCUUAUUGCUGGCUCAGUGUAUCGCCAUCAUGGUGUGGUUUGGACAACUAUGACAAUAUUUGAUUGUAUAGUAACUUGGCGUCUAAUCGUAAGUUCAUACUGAUCAAUUAUGAUCGUAAUAUUUUUUGAGGAUGUUUAAAUAAAUUAUCUGGAAAAAGCUUGUUGACCUGGGCGCUAAUGUUAGCAAAUUGGCUAGCUAAGAAAAGGGUCUGAAAGCGGAAGUGGGGACGUUUCCGUGUACCGGCUGACAAGGUUCAUUGAUUGGUGGAAACCGCAAGUGAUGGAUGGAGACAUGGAUUCAGCAGGGCCGGAGAGGAUUCUGCUGGAACCCUACAAGUACCUGCUACAGCUGCCAGGAAAACAAGUACGGACUAAACUCUCUCAGGCGUUUAACCACUGGCUCAAUGUUCCCGAGGACAAACUUCAGGUGAUCAUAGAAGUGACUGAGAUGCUCCACAACGCCAGUCUCCUGAUCGAUGACAUCGAGGACAGUUCUACACUGAGGAGAGGUUUCCCUGUAGCCCACAGCAUCUACGGGGUCCCCUCUGUUAUCAACUCUGCCAACUACGUCUACUUCCUGGGACUGGAGAAGGUGCUAACCCUGGAUCACCCCGAGGCGGUGCAUCUGUUCACCAGACAGCUGUUGGAGCUGCACCGCGGCCAGGGCCUAGACAUCCACUGGAGGGACACCUACACCUGUCCCACAGAGAGCCAGUACCGUACCAUGGUUCUCCAGAAGACGGGGGGCCUGUUUGGCCUGGCCGUGGGGCUCAUGCAGCUGUUCUCUGGCUGGAAACAAGACCUUAAGCCUCUCCUGGAUACGUUAGGACUCUUCUUCCAGAUCAGAGACGACUACGCCAACCUCAAUUCAACAGAGUACAGCGAGAACAAGUCCUUCUGUGAGGAUCUGACCGAGGGGAAAUUCUCCUUCCCCACCAUCCACGCCAUCUGGUCCCGUCCCGAGAGCACUCAGGUCCAGAACAUCCUGAGACAGCGGACGGAGAACGUGGACAUUAAGAGGUACUGUGUGGACUACCUGGAGAAGGUGGGCUCCUUCGCCUACACCAGAGAGACCCUGAGAGGGCUGGAGGCCGAGGCAUACCGCCUUAUCACAGACCUGGGGGGAAACCCUGAGCUGGAGGGAUUAGUGAAACACCUCAGUAAGAUGUUUAGGGAGCCUGAGACAAAAGCUGGCCCUAAAGAGGACUGACCGCAUCUACCAAACAGUUACACAACUGUCAAACAUGAGUCAGGGGUCAGGGGUCAGGGGGCCGCAGUCGAGCCACACAGAACACUGACAUCAUGCUCACCACCACACUGUCACACGGCUGGAUUAUACAGAGUCCCCCUGAGCAUGAUAACUAUACCACACUGUCACACGGCUGGAUUAUACAGAGUCCCCCUGAGCAUGAUAACUAUACCACACUGUCACACGGCUGGAUUAUACAGAGUCCCCCUGAGCAUGAUAACUAUACCAAGCCAAGAACUCACAGCUUCGCAAACCUCGUGUUUCUAGUACUCUAGACAAAUGUCAAACACACCACGUAUACAGCGUUAUAAAUAUGGAGAAGAGGAGGUAUGGUCAUCACAUGGUCUUGUCAGAAGAACGCUGUCUCUACAAAAAAACUUUACAAAUGUAAGCGUUACUUGGCAGCUUACAAAAGUUUCUUAUUUUAUUUUUAUUUUAUUUCAAUACUAAAUGGAAAUGAGUUCCCGGCUUUAGUGUUUUAGUGAAUGCCAAGUGUCAAUGAGGUGUAGAAGAAAAUACGAGGCCAGAUUUCUGAGGACGACCAGAGUUCGAUGUGUAUUAGAGGAAUGAAUAGUCUGUUUGUACCAAUGUGUUUGGUUAUUGUCUGCUACCUUCACCUAAAGUCAAAGUGCAUCUCUGGUUCAACGCCUCAGUGUCUCCAGAUGUUUCACCUGCAACACAGCAUGUUCUCGGCGUUAUUACGUUUGUUUACGUUGAGACUGUACACUGCAUAUGACUUAUAUGUAACACACAUGAAUUCAUUGAAUAAAACCUUUUUUUGACAAAUGG
This is a messenger RNA of Salvelinus namaycush (lake trout), 2096 nucleotides long. It is a transcript of the gene ggps1, whose product is annotated as geranylgeranyl diphosphate synthase 1. Gene Ontology annotation, biological process: isoprenoid biosynthetic process. Bases 339 to 1268 code for a protein of 309 amino acids. The transcript is spliced from 6 exons. The record is from RefSeq and is a predicted model, not a curated record. Lineage: Eukaryota; Metazoa; Chordata; Actinopteri; Salmoniformes; Salmonidae. Gene Ontology annotation, molecular function: prenyltransferase activity.